CAUUCAGGUCAGAGACCGAGCAGCCUCUGCGGGGACUUCUCAAAGCGGCGCGAGGAAAAGUUUGGACAAGCGGACCUGCGGGCAGCUUCCAUUGACAGCAGCAGCUCAGCGUUCACUUCCAGGCUGUGUGGACGGUUAGCUUCGCUUUCUCUGCGGGUGAGAGGCUGUACGAUCCUCGGCAGUGUUCUGAGACUGUACGGCCCCCUGCCACCCCCUUCCAGCCUGGACGGUCUCCUUCAUGGACUCAGCUGAACGGUUCUGAGGUUCACCAUCCAGAAGGCUCCUUCAGACCUGCGCUCUUUAGUUUCUGACCGUCACUUUUAAAACUUUUCUCAAGUUGGACUUAACUAAGACUGUCUGAGAGUUCCAACUCAUCCGAAAGAAUGACGGCGGAGAAAGAGAAGAAGAGGAACAGCUCGGACCGGCGUAAGGAGAAGUCCCGGGAUGCGGCGCGCUGCAGGCGAAGCAAAGAGACGGAGGUCUUCUACGAGCUGGCUCACCAGUUGCCUUUACCCCACAGCGUCAGCGCUCACCUGGACAAAGCCUCCAUCAUGAGGCUGACCAUCAGUUUCCUGCGCACACGCAAGCUGCUCAACACAAGCUGCAGCAGCAGUGGCGACAGCACCGAGAACGGACACAUGGACAAUAUGUACCUAAAGUCUCUGGAGGGCUUCAUCACCGUGGUAACGUCAGACGGCGACAUGAUCUUCCUGUCAGAGAACAUCAACAAAUUCAUGGGGCUCACGCAGGUGGAGCUCACUGGCCACAGCAUCUUUGACUUCACCCACCCGUGUGACCACGAGGAGAUCAGAGAAAACCUCAGCCUGAAGACAGCAGGGAGCGGCUUUGGUAAAAAAAGCAAAGAUCUGAGCACAGAGCGAGACUUCUUCAUGAGGAUGAAAUGCACGGUGACAAACAGAGGACGCACCGUCAACCUCAAGUCAGCCAGCUGGAAGGUGCUGCACUGCACCGGCCACCUGAAGAUGUACGAUGGCUGUCCUUCACGGGUGCUCUGCGGGUACAAGGAGCCUCCGCUCACCUGCGCUGUCCUGAUGUGCGAACCGAUCCCCCACCCGUCCAACAUCGACACGCCGCUGGACAGCAAGACCUUCCUCAGCAGACACAGCAUGGACAUGAAGUUCACCUACUGCGACGACAAAGUGACAGAGUUGAUGGGUUACGCUCCGGAGGAUCUGCUGGGUCGUUCGGUCUACGACUUCUAUCACGCCCUGGACUCGGACAGCGUCACCAAGAGCCACCACAACCUAUGUACCAAAGGCCAGGCUGUGAGUGGACAGUAUCGCAUGCUGGCUAAGAGCGGGGGCUACGUGUGGGUGGAGACCCAGGGAACUGUUAUUUACAACAGCCGCAACUCUCAGCCGCAGUGCAUCGUCUGCAUUAACUACGUCCUCAGCGACGUGGAGAACAAGGCUAUGGUUUUGUCCUUGGAGCAGACAGAGUCCAUGUUCAAGCCGCGACACAUGGGCAGCUUCUUUACCGCCGGAGGAGUAGGCAUGAGCGGCGAGCCGGGGGAUUCCCUCUACACCACACUCAAGGAGGAGCCGGAGGACCUCGCUCAACUGGCUCCGACACCUGGAGACACCAUCAUCUCCCUGGAUUUCAGUCACUGUCAGUUUGACAAGCCCCAGCAGCAGGCAGCAUUCACCCCUGUGUCUGCUCCAUCCAUGCCCCCUCCAGGACCUCCAUCCUGGGCCAGCGAGAGCCACAAGCCUGCUCCAGCUGCGGCGGCCCAAGCCACGGCUGCAGCAGCGGGGGACAUGGCCAGCGCAUUCACCGUGCAGCAGAAUUCGCCUCCGGGUAGCGCCACUCCGAGCCUCAGCAGCUGCUCCACGCCCAGCAGUCCAGGUGAUUACUACAAUUCAGUGGACAGCGACCUGAAGUUGGAGCUCACUGAGAAGCUGUUCGCUCUCGACACAGAUGGAAACAACAGCUCUACAAACUCGGAGCGGGACCUGAGCGAUUUGGACUUGGAGACAUUGGCUCCUUACAUCCCCAUGGAUGGAGAAGACUUCCAGCUGAAUCCCAUCAUUCCUGAGCCUGAACCCGUAGAGGCCUCUCAAGGUGGAUCCAUUGGAAGCGCCAGCAACCUAAACACCCACCAGAGCUUCAGCAACAUCGCCAGCCUCUUCCAGCCGCUGUCCCCCACCUCUCAGCCCCAAGGCCACUACCAGCCCCAGCAGAAAGCAUCAUGGGGCUCAGGGGGGAGGACAGGCUCCGGUCAGGCAUCUGUGGACACUCGUGGAAGGUCAUACAUGCAGAAUCCUCCGUACCGGGCCCCAGCCAGCACCCCUCUGUCUUCCAUGCAGUGGCCUCCAGACCCUUUGAUAACAUACCAGCAGCAACGACCCAGCAAGGCCUACCUGAUGGACAAUAUGUCAGGAGAAGAGCGCCCAUCCUGCCAGCAGAACAUUUCACAUCUCAUGCAGAAACACAGGUCUAUUGACAAUUUUAUACAAGCUUAUAAAGAUGCGACUCCAGCCAGGGUAGCCAUGGCCAACAAUAUCAAGCGCUCCUUCGACCAGAUGGCUGUGAGUGAAAGUAAGCCGACAGAAAUCGGAUGGAAAAAGAUGAGGAAUGACGGCUGUAUGGAUCGCUCCCUCAGCACAGAAUCACUCACAGAGUCUGCAAUGAGGAGGAUGAUGCCCGGCAACCUGUCUUCAUUUUUCAGCUCUCUGCAACAACACAGGAAGUCUCAGUGUCCAGGAAAUGGGUUAAGUGGUGUAAAUGAAAAAUCCUUUUCCCAAAAGAGCUGCAGCUACACAGAGUAUAACAUGCUGCCUUCUAACAAGACAGAGGGCAUCGCUAGUCGUUUGCUGGGCCCUUCAUUUGAGCCCUCCUGUUUGCCGGAGUUGACUCGUUACGACUGCGAGGUCAACGUCCCUCUGCAGGGCAACCUGCACCUCCUCCAGGGCUGUGACCUGCUGCGAGCCCUUGACCAGGCCACCUAGAGCCUCAGAUUCAAACCUCGACAUAGACCUGGAUUUUCAGCCCUGAGCCUUGAUCUACAGCCCGUGAAGCUCAAGUCUUUUUAAUUUAACCUUUUGUGCCUCAAGGCCUUCUGCAAGCCCUGAGGCUAAGCUAUCUAUAGAGAAUGGUAUUCAUAACCACAUCCUGCCUUACUCAACCCCACACUCUGUUUCCCGUCCUUUUUGUAGUUCUCUAAACAUGCAGUAUUUUUACCCCCUCAUCUAUCGACUUAAAUCAGAUGCAGGUUGAUCAGAGUAGCAGAGAUGCCUUGCAUUGAGCCAACCACAGCAAAACCCUCACGUGAUUAAUGAGGGUCCCCCUGUGUGGAAAAAUAAGGGUUAGGGUCUAUGCAUCUCACAUCUCGACCCCACCUCCUCUCUAUCAGCUAAACCUUUUUGCUCUCAGCAGAGCAUACAGUCCUACCUACACAUUAGCAGAGACACUGUCUUUUUUUAUUUUUGUGCAUCUGACCUGCAACGAGCACACGGUCCCAUUUUCUAGCUUCAGUCAAAGCUCCAAGCCAGAGCUGGGUAUCAUGAGCUGGUUCUGAAUAGCAGCCAUUUUGUGCAAUGUGCUCUCUGCAUCUGAUUCCGAGACCCAAAGACGACUUUUUAAAUGUCUGCUGUGCAAUAUGGAGGACUGGAGCACUUUACAGAGAUAAUUAGUCCAAUAUGAAUAAUUACUUGUACUAUUUUCCUUUUUUUUAACUUCUAAGGAGGUUUUAUUUGAGUAACUUUUAGAGGCCAAUUAUUAAUUUAUUUGUAUAAAGCAUCCAUUUGACCAUCUUAAACCAAUCCCCCUUCAUCAAUUAAUUCCUAAAUAAAAAAUAAGCUUUUUCUUUUUUUUUUUUAAAGAUCUUAUCUAUACCGACAGUAAAAAACAUUUAACUUUAACAUAUCAUAGGGAAUAUUUUUAUCUUUAAUCGUAUAAAACACUUCAUUGUUUGUAGAAAGUAAACGUUAAGAUUUUUAUAUAUUUUUUUAAAAAUAUUCCUUCACUGUCUUUAGUUUUAGUUAAGAUUCUUUAUAUGUUGGGAAUCAGUGAGUGAAAUGAUACCCAGCUCUGAGUUUAUACAGCAGCAUUACAUCCGUUCAGCAACCCCUGCUUUGUAUUUCACUGUAGCAUCAUAAUCAGUCUGUAUAUGUGUUACUGACAUGAGAUGUUUAGCUUUUAUCAACCACGUUGUUUCAGUUUAAAUUGAAGGGACACUUUAGUGCUUUCUCUUCUUUCUUACUCAUCCAACCAGACACACGUUAGUAAAAACAUAUACUGCGAUACAUGUACUCUACUGUAAGUUGAAUAUUAAGUUUUGUUGUUUUUCUCCUUAAAUUUAUUUGUAUCAACAUAUCUGUGUUAGAAUAAGUAACUUGUGUGGCUACAGGGUAUUUUCUUAUUGUGCAGUUAUUUAAUUGAGCUAAAGUUUUAGCAAGGAAGCGAGCAUUUAUUUGCCAAACUAAUAGCUUGCGCAAAAAAUUCAUGUUAUGGGCUUACCCACUCAACUCAUGCAGUCAGAAGAGCAUAAAAAGCAGUGGUGUGCACGGAUUGCUGGGGGAAGAGGGCUGAUAAGGGGGCACCAGUUGUGCAUGCAAAGUUUUGAGAAGAUUUUUCCAGAGUUCAGUAGUGAAACUUUAUUAACACCAAUUUAUGUGGCAGUUCUGUAGUAAUUUAGCAGAGUGUUUGCAUCUUAUUGGACCUGAGCAAACCGGACGCUGCAGCAAAGAUGCUGAGCAUGCUAAAGCAGUACAUUAAUAUACAAAUUUAAAUCUCUAAUACCUCCCAUCUAACUUAGAAUAUUGUAAUUAUUUUCACACAAUAUGGAAAUGAGAAACAAAAAUUAGGAUCUGCCUGGAAUGUGCAUGGACUGGCUGUGAAGAAGCUGAACUUUGCUCUUUUAAGCCAACUACCCAUGCAGCCUAAUUAGAAAGACCCGAGGAAGGAUCAGAGGGUUCUUCCAGCUGUCUAGACGAGUGGUUAGAGGGUGCUGCGUGGUCUCUGCGACCCCUUCAGAGCAACAUAUUGAGACAAUGGAGGUCACCCUCAUGAUUCCCCUGUGCUCACCACUGCACAUACCAGACACAGUAAGAUAGAAAAACUUCCACAUUCAGACUCUACGUGUAAAUAGCAGCAGCCUGUGAAACCAUCUGGAUGUUUUUAGGUGUUUUCUUUAUAGGACAAGGCCAGUUUUUCUUUUUAACUCAGAGUGGCUGCCAAUACCAGAGAGCUUUGUUACAGAUUAUUAGCUGUCCUUAUACAUGUUAGAAUUGUAAGUAUGCCUUCAGUAAAAAACAAUCUCAAUAGAUUCCUCAGCUUUUCUCUACUUUUUUUCUUAAUCCCACAACUUUUUUUUUUUUUUUUUUUGAGGUAAAUGUCUGUGUGGUGACCACUUGGAGAAUGACAUAGAGCUUUGUACACAUACAUGUUAUGUAUUUAAAAGCAGAACUAAUAUUACAGAUAGUGUUGUUAGUGGUUAUGUGUCCUGGUACUUUGUCCUCACCUCACCCCCAACCCCACAUUACAUGCUGUUAUACCCUCCACAGUACUGUUUCCUCUUGUACCCUUUCUGUGUCUUUGGUGGUCCUCUGCCCCCCCUCCUAUUUUUUUGUUUUCUUUUAUCUCUAAAAUGUCUGUUUGCAUCUGUUGGCUGGCCAGUACUGUUGUUGUUUUUGCUUUAAAGAAACAGAAAAAAAACUAAAAAAGGUAAAUAUAAUUUUUCUAAGUUUCACUUUUCAGAUAUGUAGCAUUUUAAAUAUUGUAAGGAAGGUGAAGUUGCCACAUAAGCACGUAGUUUAAGUUGUGUGUGAGUGUGUAUGUAUAUAUAUAUAUAUAUAUAUAUAUAUAUAUGUAUAUAUAUAUAUAUAUAUAUAUGUAUAUAUAUAUAUAUAUACACACACACACACAUAUGUGUGUAUAAAAACCCAUAUAAAUAAAGCAAUGGUGCUUUAUAGACCGUGUAUGUAAUUUUUAGAGUUUUUAUUACGUCUUGGAUCCACUAACACUGUACUUUGAUGUUCUCUCCUUCAUGUUUUCAUUUGAAUCCAUUCAAUGUGCCUUAUCAUGACUUUACAUGCUGAACUGAAUGAGUCCACCCUUCAAGUGCACAGUUUGUUCCCUCCUGUAGAUGACAUCCUUCAACGUUGGGGGUUAUUUUCAAGGAAAAUCCAAACUAGGAAUUUUAUCAAGGAUGACUUGUAAUUAAAAAAAAAAAUCCUUUUUUGUUUGUAGCUUUAAAUUGAGUUUGUUCAUUUAAAGAAAAACUUGAUAGGUGAAAAAACUUCAUGAUUAUAAUUAUUUAGUUGGAAAACAUUCAGAAGAGGAGCUGAAGUUGAAUGGUUUUGAUGAUUUUUGACAGUAACCCCUCAGGUCCUAGUUCAGUUCUCCUGAGAGAACUGCAACCCCGUCAGACGACGUUCGGGUGAUUAAUUCAGACUUUGUGUGAAGUUUUGAGGGAAGCGGAUUCUCCGGCUCAUCUGCAGAUGAAGCUGCUGGUUGGUUUUUAGGAUCAGCAGGAAAAGAUUUAGCAGUAAAAGCUGAGCUCUUUCUGACAGCUGGAAGAUGAAUGUAGUGAUAUGGAUCAAAACUUUAUAACGGACAUGGCCCAUGAGCUAGUCAUGUGCACUUUACAAGCUGUUAGGUCAUAGAAGCUGAAAUGAUCAGCUGGUCUCUUCUUUAAAAGGAAACAAUCAUGAUGUGAACUCUUUAUUCAGGCUCAUUACGGAGCAAAAAAGUUCUGUUAAAUUGGGGAAAACUAAACUAAGACAGUUUUUACUGAACACUUUGUACUGUAAGCUCUAUUAAUCAGACUUAAAUCAGUGUGAUUACAGAAGUUGACGUAGUUUAUCACUUUGCCAACUUAACUGAGUGUAGUUGACUAAAUGUGUAAUUUUAUUUAACCCAUCGAGUUAGGAAAAGUGAUUCAAUCUUUAAAUAUUUCAGUCAUGAGGAAUGACUUUAAUUAAAUUGAAGAUGAGAUUACAACAAUAAUGUCACAUCUCCCAACUAAAUAUUACUAAAGUUUGCUGCUUUAAAAUGUUAAGCUUUCUCUCUUUUUUCCCCUAAACGGUAGAUGAUACAGUUUAAAAUUAAAACUAGUAUAUAGCUUCAGUAUAAAUGACCUUGAAUAAUGUAGGCGAGAUACCAAAUAUAAUCCCUCUGCCCGCUGUAUUUAACAAAAAAUCCCAGAUGUAAUGGAAACGUUAGAAGUGAUGAGUUGAGCGACGUGUGAAGAGACUUCCUGCUCAGCCGGUCCACUGAUGCACUACUCUCCACUUUAUCUGCUCAGCAUCACUCCCGUUUCCUUCUCGCUCCACUUUCCUUCGCUUCCUUUAGACCGAUUUUUUUUUAUUUUUAUUUUUUAAUCAUGGGUCAAAUUAGAGGCUCCUCAAAUUUCAAAUAACAGUUUAAGGAAGCUAUUCCUGUUUAUAGAAUGAUGUACAGUAUUUUAAGACUUUAGGAUUAUAGAAAUAAAGGUUUCCAGAAAAGCACCUUAUUUUUCUAAGCAUGUUUUAAAAUUUCGACGAAAAUAAUUAAAAGUGCAAUAUUGUCCAAUUCCUUUGUUUAUUUUUACUUUUUAGAGACCAAAGAUGGACUACAAACGAGCAGGAAACAAGCACAGUGGAAAAAAGAAUAGAACCUAAGAUUGAUUAUAGUAGCGACUCUUCCGAUGAGAAAUGAGUUGCAUUAACGUAAGUGGACAGUUGACAAAACGCAAGUCGAUUUAGAAAUAAAUCUAGAGACAGAAGCCCCGCUUCCUUUUUAACGUAGCUUCUGUUCCUUUAGCUUUGGUAAGAAAAGUUUUGAACCAUUUAAUAAAUAAAUAAAUACGCAACCAUUUUUAAUCUAAGUUAGGCCCACCUGUAGAAGCUUUAACACACCUUUCUAAUAUUCAAACACCAAACAAGACAAUCUUAUGUGUAAGAAAAGCUAACGCUACAGUGAAAGAGAUGCUAACCCAAAAGUGGGCGGGGCUUCAGUGCUCUAGUUUAGCGCGUAGAAGGCUCAUCACCUGUGUUCAACAUACUGUGCUGCUUGAAGGGUUUUCACAAAAAGCUAACGUGACAAGUCAUUCAGGAGUAAAUCCACUCGCCACGCUUCCUCUUUCCAGACAAUAUCAGCAUUUUAUCUUUUCCUUGUGUCACAGCAGGGUUUGUGUUAUUCCUUAUGGGAUCCAUGUUUUACUACUUGCUUUCUGUUGUCGUCAUUGUCAUACCGAACAGUUAUAUUAGCUAAUUCAGAUUUUUUUUUUAAUAUGCUAAAAUUUAUAUUGAUUUUAUUAUAUUAUCAUUGUUAUUACUAUAUGGGGACUUUAACCCGAUAAGAAGUUGUGUUUCUGCACUGAUAUCUUAUUAAAGCAUACUGAUCUAACCUCUC
This is a messenger RNA of Melanotaenia boesemani (Boeseman's rainbowfish), 8355 nucleotides long. It is a transcript of the gene epas1b, whose product is annotated as endothelial PAS domain protein 1b. Gene Ontology annotation, biological process: cellular response to hypoxia; regulation of transcription by RNA polymerase II. Gene Ontology annotation, molecular function: protein dimerization activity; DNA-binding transcription factor activity, RNA polymerase II-specific; RNA polymerase II transcription regulatory region sequence-specific DNA binding. Lineage: Eukaryota; Metazoa; Chordata; Actinopteri; Atheriniformes; Melanotaeniidae. The transcript is spliced from 16 exons. Bases 384 to 2969 code for a protein of 861 amino acids. The record is from RefSeq and is a predicted model, not a curated record. Gene Ontology annotation, cellular component: nucleus; cytoplasm; transcription regulator complex.